CAGCACAAAAGCAAUCAAAAUCCUAAUUUAUCCUUCUUCUGCAAGUUUUGAUGACCUCGACCUAUUUGCAGUGACAUCGCGAACUACCACGGCGAUACAAAAGUCAUUCCACCUUUAAAUGACGUUUUUACCUGGCCUCAGUAAUGCCAGCGGGUAUAUCGACUGACACACACAUUCAAUGAAUGAGAUCAGUGUUAUGAUCCGGACUCAAAACAGAGAUCAAGUUCUCGUGGUUGGCAACAAUGUUCAAUGCAAGGGCCCGCUGUUAUGCUGAGCGGAGGAAUGUGGGCUUGGCAACUAUGAAGGAGUUCAACAAGGUCUGAUUAUAAGGCUGGCUGGCAGGGAUUUUCGAGACGCGACUCUGGCGGGGAAUUUAUUUUGCGUCAAUAUUGGGUUCAAACCCACCUAGCUUACAGAAAAUGACACAUACGAAGUCGCUGUUGCUGACCUUGAUGGGCGCCGCUGCCCUGAUUGAGGCAGCCCAAGUUCAUUAUAAUCUCGACCUUACAUGGCAGAAGGGUGCACCGAACGGAGUGGAGAGGGAGAUGAUCUUCGUGAAUGAUCGGUUUCCAGGUCCGCCGUUGAUCCUGGAUGAAGGAGAUGAGAUCACAAUAGAUGUGACCAACAACUUGCCAUUCAAUACAUCUGUCCAUUUCCAUGGCAUUGAGCAAACCAACACCCCAUGGGCGGACGGAGUAUCAGGCCUAUCUCAAUGGGCCAUCAAGCCCGGUGAAAAGUACCGGUACCGGUGGCAAGCGACGACUUAUGGUACAUACUGGUACCAUGCUCAUGACAAGGAUAGAAUGAUGGAUGGUCUAUAUGGUGCCAUUCGUAUUCGCCCAUCUGCCAACCGAGAGUCACCAUUUGCAAUGAUCUCUGACGACCCCGCCGAUAUUGCAGCCAUGACCAAUGCUGCGCAUGAUGCCCAGUUGGUAAUGCUGUCUGACUGGGACCAUCUCCCAUCCGAUGAAUACAUGGAUGUCCUGAAAAAAACGGGCUAUGAUAUCUUUUGCUCAGAUAGCAUUCUCAUCGAUGGUGCAGGCUCCAUAUACUGCAAAGACCCUGAAUAUUUGACAAACCUCCAGCCGGCCCCGGUCCGAGCGGUCGUAAAUGAGAGUUUGACGGAUAAAGGAUGUGAUCCAUUCCUGCGGGUCCUCCAAGGUGAUUGGGAGCACCACCCAGAGUUACUUCCUGAGGGGAUGAACUCCGGAUGUACACCCAGCGAUGGUCCAACCUCCGUCUUCGAAGUGGCACCGGAAGCUAAAUGGGCCAGUUUCAACUUCAUCAGUGCAGCAAGUCUCAAAUCUCUCAUCUUCUCCAUCGAUGAGCACCCGAUGUACAUAUACGAGGUCGAUGGACGCUACAUUGAACCGCAACUUGCCCAUCAGGUCUCCAUUUACAAUGGAGAGCGUUACUCUGCCAUGGUCAAAUUGGACAAGGAAGCUGGCAGCUACACCAUCCGUGUCGCUGGUCACGAUAACCAGGUCAUCUCUGGCUUUGCGACACUCUCCUACAAGGGUGGCGAGCAAAACAAGCGGGAAUCGACGCCAUACAUCGACUACGGUGGCAGCAACACCACGGCUUCUGUGAUCCCGCUUGACACAAGAACCCUGCCGCCAUAUCCUCCUAUCCUACCUGCGGAUCAGGCCGAUGAUUUCCAUCUCCUAACCCUCGGACGGAUCAACUCAUCCUGGGAAUGGACUUUGGACGGAACAUCAUUCCUACCAGCCAAUCUGAACCAAAUGGAGCCAGUAAUUCUCAACCCACAAGCACCUGGCUUGGAUUCUUCCCUCAAGAUUGAGACGCGGAAUGGCACCUGGGUAGAUAUUGUGUUCCAGCUUGCCAUCCCAGCGCCAACCAAACUCCAGCCACCGCACCCGAUGCACAAGCAUUCAAACAAGGCAUUUUUGAUUGGGGCUGGAAGGGGGAAAUUUGGGUGGGGAUCUAUCGCGGAAGCACGAGAGAGCAGCCCGGACAGCUUCUUCAACACGCCUCUGUAUCGGGAUACAUUUGUGACCGCGCCGAACGGAGAAGCCUGGAUUGCUAUUCGGUACCAGGUUGUGAACCCGGGCCCUUUCCUUUUGCAUUGCCAUAUGGAGACACACUUCUCUUCGGGUAUGGGCCUUGUGUUGCUGGAUGGCAUAGAUGCUUGGCCUCAAGUUCCUGCUCAGUAUCUGUAGUUUACCUGAUUUUGUAUUCUAUCAUUUCCUAUCCUGUCCUUAAUAUAUGUGAUUUCUUUCUUUCUAAUUGGC
This is a messenger RNA of Penicillium canescens, 2252 nucleotides long. RefSeq names its product laccase abr2 (gene abr2). The transcript has 6 exons. The coding region runs from base 420 to 2180 and encodes 586 amino acids. Gene Ontology annotation, molecular function: copper ion binding; oxidoreductase activity. The record is from RefSeq and is a predicted model, not a curated record. NCBI's taxonomy places the organism in Eukaryota, Fungi, Ascomycota, Eurotiomycetes, Eurotiales, Aspergillaceae.